GCCCCCCGCCGGCGCCCCCCGCGGGAAGGGGCCAUGGGCUCGCGGGCGCCCGAGCCGCGGGGCGCGGCGGGCAGCGGCCACUGACGCGGGGCGCCGGCUGCCAACUUCGCGCGCGCCGAGCGGCCCGGCGGCAUGAAGACCAGCCGCCGCGGCCGAGCGCUCCUGGCCGUGGCCCUGAACCUGCUGGCGCUGCUCUUCGCCACCACCGCCUUCCUCACCACGCACUGGUGCCAGGGCACGCAGCGGGUGCCCAAGCCGGGCUGCGGCCAGGGCGGCCCCGCCGGCUGCCCCAACUCGGGCGCCAACGCCACGGCCAACGGCACGGCCGCCCCCGCCGCCGCCGCCGCCGCCGCCCCGCUCUACAGCUGGGAGACGGGCGACGACCGCUUCCAGCUGCGCCGCUUCCACACCGGCAUCUGGUACUCGUGCGAGGAGCAGCUCGGCGGCCCGGGUGAGACAUGCCGCAGCUUCAUUGACCUGGCCCCCGCGUCGGAGAAAGGGGUCCUGUGGCUGUCGGUGGUCUCCGAGGUGCUGUACAUCCUCCUGCUGGUGGUCGGCUUCAGCCUCAUGUGUCUCGAGCUCUUCCACUCCAGCAAUGUCAUUGACGGCCUCAAGCUCAACGCCUUUGCGGCCGUGUUCACGGUUCUCUCAGGCCUCCUGGGGAUGGUGGCCCACAUGAUGUACACGCAGGUGUUCCAGGUCACCGUCAGCCUCGGGCCCGAGGACUGGAGACCCCACUCCUGGGACUACGGGUGGUCCUUCUGCCUGGCGUGGGGGUCCUUUACCUGCUGCAUGGCGGCCUCGGUCACCACGCUCAACUCCUACACCAAGACGGUCAUUGAGUUCCGGCACAAGCGCAAGGUCUACGAGCAGGGCUACCGGGAGGAGCCGACCUUCAGGGACCCCGAGGCCAUCAAGUACUUCCGGGAGAGGAUCGAGAAGGGGGAUGUGGACGAGGAGGAGGACCUUCGCCUGGACUGUCGCCCAGAGAGAUACCCCACCCGGCACCAGCCACACCUGGGGGACUCGUGGCCCCGAAGCUCCGUGCAUCAGCCACACCUGGGCGACUCGUGGCCCCGGAGCUCGGCCCAGGAGAUGCCAGAGCUGAACCGCCAGUGCUGGGUCCUGGGCCACUGGGUGUGAGUGAGCCCAGCCCGGCCCCUGACC
Molecule: messenger RNA, 1167 nt
Organism: Sorex fumeus (smoky shrew)
Lineage: Eukaryota; Metazoa; Chordata; Mammalia; Eulipotyphla; Soricidae
Gene: GSG1L
Product: GSG1 like
Exons: 7
Coding region: 133-1143 (336 amino acids)
Cellular component (GO): plasma membrane
Source: RefSeq, a predicted model, not a curated record